UAUUAUAUUUAAUAUUUACAUUGUAUUGCAAAAAACCCCAAAACAAGUUAAAAUGAAUUAAUGAAUAUUGACUAAUUAAACCUUUGUUAUUUUUCCACCAGAAAUGGAUGAUAUAAUUAGAAGAAGUGUCCUGAAUGACGAAAAAAAAAAGAACUGGAAAAGAUACACAACUUUGUGUGCAUGUGUCACAAUGCCAGGAGGACCCAUUCAGUGUUGUGUUAGAAAAAUUGAAGUCAUUAACCCUUCAUGGACAUUAUAAAUGUUUAAAUGUGGCCUCAGGUAAAGACAGGAAAAGAGACUAUUACAAAUUCAACUGCAUCAGAGCUGGAAAAAAAGGUCGAAACAGCUACAGAGCAGUGGGCUGUAAGGCCUUUGUUUCAUUUAAAGUACUCAAAUGUUGGAAAGACCACACAGUCAUCGUGCAGCGUACAUAUGAUAAGCAUGAUGGGCAUGAUCCUUCGGACCCAAAAGACGAACAUUUCAACAAUAUUUCCAGUGGUUUGAGGAGGAAGAUUGAGGAACUGCUUUCCCUUGGAACUAAGCCAGCCAUCAUACUAACUGAAUGUCAUAAAUGGGCCAAAGAACAUGGACACAGAGAUCUUCACAACAGAGAGCAUUUUGUCACACCACGUGACAUUGACAGUGUUAGAACCUGCAUGAUGAGGAAGAAGCACUUUAACUGUGGAGACAGUCAAAGUGUACAUACCUUACUUAAUGGAAAACAUCAAGAACAUGUUCUCUUCUAUCAACCAUACACAUCUGACCAAGAACUAAUGAUUGUUGUGCAGACACCUGUAAUGAAACCAAACAUGGAGAACUAUGCAAAACAGUUAGUAUUUGUUGACACCACGCACUGUGUUAACCAGUAUUCAUUUCCCUUAUUCACACUUGUUGUAAGAGAUGAUCAUGGGCGUGGAGUCCUUGUGGCCUAUGCUAUUGUCAGCAACGAAAGUCAGAAAACCCUGGAAACUGUUCUUGGAAUAGUUUGUGAGCAUUUCCCAACUUCCCCGAGAGCAUUUAUGGUUGACAAAGACUUUGCGGAAAUAAAUGCUUUGCAGAAGGUUUUUCUAGAGUCAGCUAUCCUUCUAUGCUGGUACCAUGUCUUGCAGGCUGUUAAUCGAUGGCUUUCAAAAUCAGAGUCCGGGGUCCAUGGGCUUUCUAACACCCAAAAGAGAAAUGAAAUCAUUUCUUUCUUUGGAGGAAGACUUUAAAGCCACAUCAGCAGAGUUUUGCCAGACAUUUAAGCAAUACCCUUUGGUGUGCCAGUAUUUUCAGAAGCACUGGGAAGGCAUUGGCCACAUGUGGUGUGACUACGGCCGUCGCUUCAGUCACGCUCGUUCUGAAACAAACAAUGUGAUUGAAAGAUUUUUCCACCGCCUGAAAUACCAGUUUUUAUCUGGCUACAACAAUAGGCGUCUGGAUGAUCUAAUUGAAGUGCUCCUAGGGAAGGCCGACAACUACUUCUCAGUCAUAAAAACCCUGCAAGAUGUGGGCCGCAUGAAAAACCGGUUUGCUGACACCUUGUCUCAAGUUUCAGACUCUACUUCAAGACUGAUGAAAAGUGGUUGGGCUCUUAAAAUUACAGUCAAGAACAGCCAUGGAGUUAAUGCAUAUCAAGUCCCAUCUGAGUCAAGAGAAGCCAUAGUGUAUGAUGUCUGCCCUGUUGAGUCCUACUGCAAUUGUACAUAUGGCUUACGAGGACUUCUUUGCAAGCAUCUAGUGUUACUUGCAAAAUUAGCAGAGGUUGACAAUGACAUCUAUCCAAACAUGGAAACAGACAUUUCUACCUUGGCAAGAAUUGCAGUGAAAGAAAGGCAUUACUUUGUACACUGUGAGGACUUGAAAGUGAUAAAAAUGCCAAGUUUGUUUGGAAAUCUGUUUUUUUGCAUCGGCUGAAACACUUCAGUGCACUUGUUAUACGUUCUCUCACUAUAACACAUGUGCUUGCCUG
Oreochromis niloticus (Nile tilapia) is the source of this 1951-nucleotide messenger RNA. RefSeq lists its product as uncharacterized. The transcript has 5 exons. Lineage: Eukaryota; Metazoa; Chordata; Actinopteri; Cichliformes; Cichlidae. Gene Ontology annotation, molecular function: zinc ion binding. The record is from RefSeq and is a predicted model, not a curated record. Bases 1099 to 1896 code for a protein of 265 amino acids.